AUGGCUCAAACUGUAUAUUUCCCUCUUCUCCUCAUUGCUCUCUGCUCCGUAUCUGAAUGUGUUCAGCGUCAGUAUCACUUUAUAAAUGAGGAGAAGGAAUGGGCUGAUGCUAAGAAAUACUGCAGAGAGAAAUACACAGAUCUGGCCACUGUUGACAACAUGAACGACAUGAUCCAGCUGAACAAGUGUGUAAAAGUAAAUGAUAAAGGUGUCUGGAUUGGUCUUCAGGGUACAAAUGAUAGUAAAUGGCAUUGGUCUUCAGGUGAUCCUGCGCUCUUUCUGAACUGGGCAUCUGGACAACCAAACAGCAGUGAUAAUUGUACUGUUAUAAAAAAUGGACAGUGGUUUGUUGGGGCAUGUACUGCCACCUGGACUUUCAUUUGCUACAACAAUCAACUGAUUGUGAUCCAGCAGAAUCUGUCGUGGUCUGAAGCUCUGAGAUACUGCAGACAGAAUCAUGUGGAUCUGGUCUCGGUUCAGUCAGUGGAGAUGCAGUAUGAGGUGAUGAACGUGGUUAAACUGGCAUCUACUAAGGCGGUGUGGUUGGGUUUACGUCACUCCUGUGCUUUGGGCAUCUGGUUCUGGGUGAGUGGAGAGACCGUGUGCUAUCAGAACUGGGCUCCAGGGAAUGGCACAUCAGAGGAGGACUGUGAGCCCACAGUGAGAUCUGGAGCAGUUCAGACUGGGAGCAAUCAGAGCUGGAUCAGCCGUCCUGAAACUGACAGACUCAACUUCAUCUGCAGAAACUACUGAGAGUGAAGAAGUAAGAUGAUGAAUGUGCUCCUU
Molecule: messenger RNA, 786 nt
Organism: Danio aesculapii
Lineage: Eukaryota; Metazoa; Chordata; Actinopteri; Cypriniformes; Danionidae
Product: secretory phospholipase A2 receptor-like
Exons: 3
Coding region: 1-753 (250 amino acids)
Source: RefSeq, a predicted model, not a curated record